Molecule: messenger RNA, 345 nt
Organism: Aspergillus nidulans FGSC A4
Lineage: Eukaryota; Fungi; Ascomycota; Eurotiomycetes; Eurotiales; Aspergillaceae
Product: L-rhamnose mutarotase
Exons: 2
Coding region: 1-345 (114 amino acids)
Molecular function (GO): racemase and epimerase activity, acting on carbohydrates and derivatives
Source: RefSeq, a predicted model, not a curated record
AUGGCCCGUCGCAUCGCCCAAAUUGUGCACCUCAAGCCUUCCGCCGUCGCCGCAUACAAGGAAUGCCAUGCAAAUGUUUGGCCAGAGGUCCUGCAGCAGAUCAAGGAGUGUAAUAUCCGUGAUUAUUCAAUAUUCUUUGACAAUGAGCGCACGCUCUUUGCGACGUUCAAGUACGUCGGGGAUGACUAUGAGGGCGACAUGGAAAAGAUGCGUGCAAAUCCAAUGGUGCGGGAGUGGUGGGCUAUGACGGAUGGGAUGCAGGAGAGUCCUAUUUCUGGAGCUGUGAGUAGUGCGGAGGGGCCGGGGUGGUGGAAAGUCUUAGAGGAGGUGUUCUACACGGAGUAA